This is a messenger RNA of Lolium rigidum, 1370 nucleotides long. RefSeq lists its product as uncharacterized. The record is from RefSeq and is a predicted model, not a curated record. The transcript is spliced from 7 exons. Bases 134 to 1051 code for a protein of 305 amino acids. Lineage: Eukaryota; Viridiplantae; Streptophyta; Magnoliopsida; Poales; Poaceae. Gene Ontology annotation, molecular function: protein binding.
CAGACCCUGCACCGACCCCGAUAAAGCUGGAGCAAAGGCGAGAAUCCUCUCAGGCUCUCCUCCGCUCUGGCCAGCGGAACUGAAAGAAUCACCAAGAGGCCAAAGAAGAGGAUUGAAAGAAUCGCACAGAACCAUGGGGAACUCUGCCUCGAAUGGGUGUUUGAUGAAAGUUGAGAAGAAGAAGUUCAGAUGGAGGAUAGAUGGCUUUUCCUCACUUCUUGAUAAGUGCGCAGAUCAUGUACAAUCCAGUGUGUUUGAGAUCAAAGGGCUUCACUGGAUAUUGAAUUUGAGUCCAAAAUACAAAAGGAGUGAUGGAGAGGAGUAUGUUUGUCUUACGCUGCAGCUAUCACGAUCUUCUCUAAGAUAUGAUACUGUUGUGCAAGCAGUUUUCAAGUUCUUUGUGUAUGACCAGAUAUACAGAAAGCAUGCUGAACAACAAGUUGUCCACCAUUUCGAGACUUUCAGCCCGCUCUCAGAAGAUAUCUGCAUGAUCCCCCUUAAGAAGCUGAAGAGUUCGUCUUCUGGAUUUAUCUUUGAUGACAGUUGCAUUUUUGGUGUUGAAUUUAUCAAGGUUAUCACUGUAAAAACAACAGAUACUACUUCAGAAAACCUGUAUGUUCAGAAGAGCAACACCUUUGAUGACCAUGGAGUGUAUACUUGGAUCAUUGAAGACUUCACCACGCCUCAGACCCCAUGCAACUCUCCAACAUUUGUGAUUGGCGGAUACAAAUGGUAUCUAAGUAUCAGGACAUCUAACCUGGAUGUGGAUGGCAGCACGAAUUUUCUCUCCCUGUUCCUGCAUCUGUCCGAUAUGCUCCCCAAAAAUCAUGGAAUACUGGUAGAAGUCAGCUUUUCUCUCAAAGACCAAGCAAAUGGCAACCACACGAAGUUCAAAGGUCGGUGCGAGUUUUCUAGGAAGGCCAAGGGCUGCGGCCGGGGAAGUUUCAUCCUGCUUGAUGAUCUGAAGGACACAUCCAAAGGGUACAUUGUGAAGGGCAAGUGCUGCAUUGAGGCAGAGGUGUCUAUCAUCGGAGUGUCCACCAUAGCAUAGAGUAAAGAGUGGUAGCAACAGAAUAUCGUUACCUGCAUUUGCAUACGCGUGAGCUUCGAGAAUCAUGCAAGACAAUAUAACCAAUGUGGAUCUUAAUACGUUUGUUAGAUAGCGACGGUGGUGUCAAUUUUCUUUUUUCUCUUAAGGCAGCGAAGCUUCAGAACUCUAUAUGCGUUCAUUCCUCCUGUGGUAGCUACCAGAAUGUGAAGCCAUAUCGUACAUUCCUUCCGUAUCAUGGUGAACAAUGGGCAUGCCACAUUGGUACUGGAUUUUGUUUAUGCAACAAACUGAAAGGAAGCAAAGUUCUUCUUUUCGGAGA